Carya illinoinensis is the source of this 1170-nucleotide messenger RNA. RefSeq lists its product as uncharacterized. Lineage: Eukaryota; Viridiplantae; Streptophyta; Magnoliopsida; Fagales; Juglandaceae. The record is from RefSeq and is a predicted model, not a curated record. The transcript is spliced from 5 exons. Bases 1 to 1170 code for a protein of 389 amino acids.
AUGGCAGCUUCUACCUCUAACAAUUCUUCUGAAGCUGCAAUACAUGGUUGGCAUCUUAUUCAUCUUGAUGUCAACAAUGCAUUUUUAUAUGGAGAUUUAGAUGAGGAUGUUUACAUGAAGUUACCACCUGGAUAUCUUCGAAGGGGGGACACUAGACAGUCCAAGUCAGACUAUUCCUUAUUCACAAGGAAAGAAGGAAAUGUUUUUGUGGCUUUGUUAGUAUAUGUUGAUGAUAUACUCCUAGCUAGUAAUGAUAUGUUAACAGUGGAGGCUAUUAAAAUUGAUCUCAAUAAUCAGUUCAAGCUUAAGGAUCUUGGACCUGUUAAAUAUUUUUUGGGGAUGGAGGUUGCUAGAACAAAACAAGGCAUUUCUAUCUAUCAAAGAAAACAUGCCUUAGAAUUAUUAGAUGGUGUUGGUUUGCUUGGUUUUAAACCAGUAAACUUUCCUAUGGAUACUCAUUCUAAACUCAGCAAAGAAGAUGGAGAAUUAUUGGAAGAUGCUACAACCUAUAGAAGACUUAUUGGCAGACUAAUAUACCUUACAAACACAAGGCCAGAUAUCACAUUUUUUGUUCAUCACCUAAGUCAGUUUCUGGAUCAUCCUCGAAUGCCACACAUGCAAGCUGCUUUGAGAGUUUUAAGAUACAUCAAAAAGGCUCCAGGAUAUGGACUUUUCUUCUCGGCAUCCUCUUCAAUUCACAUAAAAGCAUUUGCUGAUUCCGAUUGGACUAGCUGCCCUGACACAAGAAGAUCAGUUUCUGGUUUUUGUGUGUUUAUUGGAGAUUCACUUGUAUCUUGGAAAUCAAAGAAACAGAAGACAAUCUCAAGGUCAUUUGCUGAAGCUGAGUAUAGAUCUAUGGCGUGUGCAGGGAUGGGGGAACAAAUUGGUGGUUCUGUUGAGAUUGUAAAGGGGGUCGAUGUACAGGCAAAUGGGUUGGCUUGGGGUAGAGUUUUAAGGCUGAGAGCUACGCUAGGGAAUCGCAAAUGGUUUGAGAGAAGGGGGGAACAUAAGAAUAAUGAAUCUGGGAAUGAAGAUUCACAAGGUUCAUUUACAGGUUCAAAGGGUAAGGAGGAAUCACCUGAUGGUGGGGAGAGGGAGAAGGUGGUUGAGGGAAAGAGUGUGGAAGGGGAGAAGGAAGGAGUGGAAAUUGGGAUAGAAGGGGACGACUAA